CCCGGCCCUCCCUUGCCCGGGCGCCGAGUCAUGUGGGCAGGGCGCGGCGAGCCGCCGGGGCCGCCAUGGUUUGCGGGUAACACAUGAAGGCGGAAGCCGGUGGCGGAGGGGCCGCCGCCGCCGCUCUGAUUUCAUUCUGCUGCAGCUGGUGGCUGAGCAUUUCUGCCUGGGAUGGCGGAGGAUCAGGAGCUGACUCAGCCACACAAAGCUCAGCUUGAGCCCUCCCUUCAGCAGCGUGCCAGCAACACGUACCGCAGUGCAGAGCACUCGCAGGCCUUGCUCAGUGGCUUGGUAUCUCUCCGAGACAGCAGCAUCCUCUUCGAUGUAGUUCUGGUAGUGGAAGAGAAACCUAUUGAAGCUCACCGCAUACUUCUAGCUGCAUCCUGUGACUAUUUCAGAGGAAUGUUUGCAGGAGGACUGAGAGAGAUGGAACAGGACGAAGUUCGUAUCCAUGGCAUCUCCUACAAUGCAAUGUGUAAAAUCCUGAACUUCAUUUACACUUCUGAGCUGGAACUCAGUGUGAACAGUGUUCAAGAAACCUUAGCUGCAGCCUGUCAGCUUCAGAUUCCAGAAGUCAUUAAGUUCUGUUGUGAUUUUCUCAUGUCCUGGGUAGAUGAAGAGAAUAUCCUGGAUGUUUACAGAUUAGCUGACCAUUAUGACUUGAGACAUUUGAGCGAUCAGCUGGACUCCUACAUUUUGAAAAACUUCGUAGCUUUCUCAAAGACACAAAUGUACCGGAAGCUACCCUUCCAGAAGGUCUACUCCCUUCUCAGCAGCAACCGGUUGGAGGUUAACUAUGAGAAUGAGGUUUAUGAAGGCGCACUUCUUUAUCAUUAUUCUCCAGAGCAACUGGAGACAGAUCAAGUCACCCUGAUGGAGCCCCCUAAGCUACUUGAGACAGUUCGUUUUCCUCUGAUGGAACCCCAGAUCCUGCAAAGGCUUCAUGACAAAUUAAGUCCAUGUCCUUUGAAAGAUAAAGUAGCAGAUGCACUAAUGUACCACAAGAAUGAAUGUCUUCAGCCAGUGCUUCAGAGCUCUCAGACACAGCUGAGAUCAGAGUUCCAGUGUGUAGUGGGGUUUGGAGGGAUGCAUUCUACUCCAUCCAUAGUCCUCAGUGACCAAGCCAAGUACCUCAACCCCUUGCUGGGAGAGUGGAGGCACUUUACGGCUCCACUAGCCCCACGAAUGUCCAACCAGGGGAUUGCUGUUCUCAAUAAUUUUGUGUAUUUAAUUGGAGGAGACAAUAAUGUACGUGGUUUUCGAGCGGAAUCAAGGUGUUGGAGGUAUGACCCACGACACAACAGAUGGUUCCAGAUCCGGUCCCUACAGCAAGAGCAUGCUGACCUCAGUGUUUGUGUUGUGGGCGACUAUAUAUAUGCUGUUGCUGGGCGAGAUUACCAUGAAGACCUAAGGGAAGUGGAGAGGUAUGACCCUAAAAGCAACACUUGGGAAUAUGUGACACCUCUGAAGAAGGAGGUGUAUGCACACGCUGGAGCAGCACUGGAUGGGAAGAUGUAUAUCACCUGUGGGAGGAGAGGAGAAGACUAUUUGAAGGAGCUACAAUGUUACGACCCAAAGACUGACUGCUGGGACAUUUUAGCAGAUGGUCCAGUCAGACGUGCUUGGCAUGGGAUGGCUGCACUUCUAGGAAAGCUCUAUGUAAUCGGAGGAAGCAACAACGAUUCCGGCUACAGAAGGGAUGUUCACCAGGUUGCCUGCUAUAGGCCAAGCACUGAUCAGUGGACAAACGUAUGUCCACUUCCUGCAGGACAUGGAGAGCCAGGUAUUGCUGUCUUAGACAACAGGAUCUACGUCUUGGGAGGCAGAUCUCACAACAGAGGGAUCCGCAUGGACUAUGUCCACAUCUAUGAUGCAGAGAGAGACUGUUGGGAGGAAGGUCCCCAGCUGGAGGAUGAUAUUUCUGGGAUGGCUGCCUGCGUCCUUACUUUGCCCAGGGCUAUUUUAAUGGACACAGAAAAAUGGUACUCAGAGUGGCAUGCAGACCACCUGCAGAAUCACCUUGACUUUCCAUCGGAAGUUAUGAGUGUGUCAGACUGGGAGGAAUUUGACAGUUCAAGUGAAGAUUAGAGAAUUUUAAUAUUUAUUUUUUUUUUGCCAGCAGAUGAGGAAAUUAAGGCUUGGGGAAAAUAUUUAGAGAUUUUAUAUGUCUUUCUUAUUAUAAACAUAAAUCAGUAUUUAAAGGUUUGAAAAGUGAGUGUUCUGCACAAAAUGCUAUUCACAGUCAGUAUCUGCAUAUCUGCAAGUGUUCUGCACAAAAUUCCACUUACAGUCAAUAUCUGCCCAUCUGCCAGAAAGCAGCAUUAUUAAAGUAACCACAAAACUGCCUUUUUUCCCUGUUACAUAAUAGAAGUUCUUUUCCUUUGAAGGAAACAUUUUCUCAACGUUCAGCAUGGACAGAAAUAAAGGCACAGAAGGCUCAGCUUGACUAACUUCUUUCCUUCCAGCUUUUAGCUUGAAAUAGCUUUUCCAAGUGUUUUCUUUUCUUUUUGGUAAUAAAACCUCCUAGCAGCUUAAUGCAGGAAGACAAGAUCUAGAGUCUCCCUCGUGUGCCAGGUGUCAGACAGCUUGAUCGAGGUUAUUCAGCAAAACUGAACAUACAGAAGCCGGAACAGUAGCAACAAAGUCUGAACCUUCAUCUCAUCUAGGCUUCAGCCAUCCUUCUAACUGGAUUAGAGUCUGCGAUCUGACACCCACACCUGAACUUCUAUACUGCAGCUUCUGUCAACACAGUGGAAAGAUUUUUCUGUACAGAGUAUGGCCAUCUCAUCAUUCAACUGUCAGACACAUUUGUUCACAAGCAUAAAUUAAUAAAUCUUUGUCAGAACCUUUUUUCUUUUUAA
This is a messenger RNA of Rhea pennata, 2861 nucleotides long. RefSeq names its product kelch like family member 22 (gene KLHL22). Gene Ontology annotation, cellular component: nucleus; cytosol; Cul3-RING ubiquitin ligase complex. Gene Ontology annotation, molecular function: protein binding. Lineage: Eukaryota; Metazoa; Chordata; Aves; Rheiformes; Rheidae. The transcript is spliced from 7 exons. The record is from RefSeq and is a predicted model, not a curated record. Gene Ontology annotation, biological process: proteasome-mediated ubiquitin-dependent protein catabolic process; cell division; positive regulation of TORC1 signaling. The coding region runs from base 172 to 2088 and encodes 638 amino acids.